AUGUCAUCUAAAUAUGGAGUGGAGAGUAUGAUGACCAGAAUCUCUAUGACCUCCAACCGUCCAACCGUUAAUCAUCGUCUCAAAGAACUCCCAAACCGUCCAACCUUUUAUCAUCGUUUAAAAGAACCCCAACCCAUCCAACCUUUUAUCAUCGUCUCAAAGAACCCCAACCCGUCCAACCUUUUAUCAUCGUCUCAAAGAACCCCAACCCGUCCAACCUUUUAUCAUCGUCUCAAAGAACCCCAACCCGUCCAACCUUUUAUCAUCGUCUCAAAGAACCCCAACCCGUCCAACCUUUUAUCAUCGUCUCAAAGAACCCCAACCCGUCCAACCUUUUAUCAUCGUCUCAAAGAACCCCCAACCCGUCCAAAUGUUUAUCAUCGUCUCAAAGAACCCCCAACCCGUCCAACCGUUUAUCAUCUUCUCAAAGACCUCCAACCCGUCCAACCGUUUAUCAUCGUCUCAAAGAACCCCCAACCCGUCCAACCGUUUAUCAUCGUCUCAAAGAAACCCCAACCCGUCCAACCGUUUAUCAUCGUCUCAAAGAACCCCCAACCCGUCCAACCGUUUAUCAUCGGCUCAAAGAACCCCAAAUGA
Ylistrum balloti is the source of this 597-nucleotide messenger RNA. RefSeq lists its product as uncharacterized. The coding region runs from base 1 to 597 and encodes 198 amino acids. NCBI's taxonomy places the organism in Eukaryota, Metazoa, Mollusca, Bivalvia, Pectinida, Pectinidae. The record is from RefSeq and is a predicted model, not a curated record. The transcript is spliced from 2 exons.